Messenger RNA from Pediculus humanus corporis (human body louse), 4170 nucleotides. RefSeq names its product class B secretin-like G-protein coupled receptor GPRoca2, putative. Gene Ontology annotation, biological process: cell surface receptor signaling pathway; G protein-coupled receptor signaling pathway. The record is from RefSeq and is a predicted model, not a curated record. NCBI's taxonomy places the organism in Eukaryota, Metazoa, Arthropoda, Insecta, Psocodea, Pediculidae. The transcript is spliced from 8 exons. The coding region runs from base 1 to 4170 and encodes 1389 amino acids. Gene Ontology annotation, molecular function: G protein-coupled receptor activity; protein binding. Gene Ontology annotation, cellular component: plasma membrane.
AUGUUAUUAAUGAAAAUAUGGUUUUACUGUUUAUUUUUUAUAAUUCAAAACAGUAUUAUUAUUCGUGCUGAGCAAAAAAUUUCUGUGGAUUGUCCUGCGAAAUGCACUUGUAAUAUUAUUCGUGCUAAAGAUAGCGGAUCUUCCUCAGAAGAAUGGUCAAAAGUAAAGUGCGGGCGAAAUCAUUAUGAAAAAUUAUUUAUUGAGGAUUUAAAAUUAAAUGAGGUGGAACCUCAUAUUUUACAAUUGGAACUUGCUCUAAACAUCACUGUUUUAGAAAAUUCAUUUUUAAAAUUAAUCUCAUUAGAAAAAUUAGACCUUAGUAAGAAUGGAAUAGAGGAAAUUGAUGAUAAAGCUUUUAUACAUCUUACAAAUCUAAAAAAAUUAGACUUAUCUAAUAAUAAAAUUUCUAUUCUUCACAAAAAAAUUUUUGAACCACUACAAUAUCUUGAAAGACUCAAAAUAAAUAACAAUUUAAUUACUCAUGUUUACAGAGGAGUUUUCGACUACUUAACAUCAUUAAGAAGUUUAGAUAUUUCUGAAAAUCCAUUAAAUUGUGACUGUUCUUUAAUAUGGAUUAUAGAAUGGUCAAAAAACAAUUUAAUUAAAUUGAUGCAGCUUCCUAAAUGUAAAUCUCCUCAUUCCAACAAAGAAAUUUUGUUAAGAAAGUUAAAAUUAGACUGUGAAGAAGAAUCUAGUUUUUAUUCGAAAUCAUUUAAAUUAGAAUUGAAACCUAUGCAUAAUCAAAUAGUUUUCGAAGGAGAUUCACUUAAUCUUCGAUGUAGGAAUGAAGGUAAAGAUGCACAAGUUACCUGGUCAUGGAAAAAUAAAGAUCCUACAUCUUAUUUUGAUAAGAUAAAAAUUGAAAAUCAGUCAGUUGUUGAAAAUGGUUUCGUGGAAAGCCAGCUUAAAAUUGAUAAAAUUCAAAAGAGUCAUGGUGGGGAUUGGCACUGUCAUUUAUUAUCAGAAUCAGGGAAUCAUUCAAGCUCAAUUUCAGUAAUAGUUUUAUCAGAUGAUAGUAAAUACUGCCCACAAACUGAAACAAAAAAUAACAAAGGAAUGUACUUAUGGCCAAAAACUAUUGGCGGUUUUACUGUUGAUCUGCCAUGUGCUGUGAAACAACUUAGUAUUGUAGGGAAAAAAAUUGAGCCAAGAGCAAUUCAUAGCUGCAACGAAGCAGGGUUUUGGGAAAAUUUAAACACAACUUUUUGCCCUUAUGUCAGUGAAACUACUCGAAUUUUGGAACAGUUUUCCCAAGUUAAUUUAUCUAUUGCCAAAGGAAGUGUUUUGGACAGUGCAUUAAAAUUAAAAAAUUUCACCGGUACUGGAGAAAACUUGACUGAUGUAAUGGAUAUUGUUUUCAUUUCGAAAACUAUUGAAAACUACUUAAUGUUUGUGAAACAAGAAAAAGAUUUAGGAUAUGUUUUAGUAGAUAUAGUGGCCAAAAUAAUGGAAUUAUCUAAAAAUCUUUUGAAAAAUGCACAAAAGGAAGAUGCAUCAUGCUCUAAAUUAGUUCAAUCUCUUGAAUACAGGAGCAUUUUCCGGGAUAAGAUGCAUCUGGUAUAUAAAUACUCAUGCAUGUAUGAAAAUAAUAAUUUGUUUCCAAGUCUAUCUAACUCAAAUGAAGAUGUUACUUCUUGCGUUAUCGGUUGCCAAUCAUCACAUUAUACACAUGGAAUGGUAGUAUUUCAUUGCAAUAGGUUUGGAUACUUUGGAUUACUUCAAGACACAAGAUACCUGUAUGAAUAUUCAAGAGGUUACAAUGGCGGUAAAUCACGAUUGUGCCAUCCUGCUAUAUAUACAGGUUCAUUUAUUUUAAUUGUGUGCUUAUUAACAUCAUUUAUAACAUAUGUAAUAUCUCAUAGCUUUAUUCAAAUGUCAAGAAGAGCCAAACAUGCAGUUGUAAAUACUUGGAUUUCGAUAUCCCUUUUGUGUUUUAUAUUUAGUUGCGGAAUUUAUCAGACAGGAAAUGCUGCUUUAUGUCAAAGCAUCGGUAUAGUUUUACAUUACUUAUUUUUGUCCACUCUUCUGUGGAUGACCGUUUCAGCGAGUAACAUGUACAAAAGGCUAUCCAAAGCAGAUUCAUUAGACACUACUCCUGAAGAUGAUCUUCCUCCCGGAGCACCCAUUCAAAAACCAAUUUUGGGACUCUACUUAGUCGGAUGGGGAAUAGGAUUAAUUGUUUGUGGAAUUUCGGGAGCUGUUAAUUUAAAAGAAUACGCUGGGAGAAAAUUUUGUUUUCUGGAAUUCGGUCCCGCAUUGAGUGCCGUUUACGUACCAGCAGGCAUGCUUUUUUCCUUUUUGAUUCUCUUAUAUAUUUUAACGUUAUGUGCAAUUCGUAAUAAUGAUUUGAAUGGGCAGUUGUCCGAAGGGACUCAAGGAACGGAAAAUGUCGAUUUAGAAUUAUUAGAAGUUCCUCCUGUGCUGAAUACGACUGACAGAAGAAGCGUCCAAAGUAUCGUGACGACAGAUUCUGAUGAUAUAGAAGAUCCUGAGCAUUCUCCCAUAAUUCAGUUAAAAGCUCACAUUAUCGUAUUAUUAUUGUAUUGUUUUAUAUGCAUUUUAGCCGCUCUUUCCCUUGUAGAAAACAUGCCAAAUACUUUUUUUUACCAGCAAGAGAUUUGCAGUAUUUUGUAUUGUUUACUAUCCUUUUGUUUAGGUGCUUUUAUUUUAUACUUUUACUGUGUGGCAAGAAGCGAUGUACGUUCACAGUGGACCAUAUUAAAAAAAGUUUUCAAAGGUCAAAAAUUUCAUUGCUGUCGCAGUCGAAGCGUGUCCGAUACUCAUGGAAAUGUUCAAAUGACUUCUUCUGUUAAUAUUCCAAAUGGUUCAAACGCGCGUCAUACUGUUUCUGCUUUGUCUUCGUCAAGCGUGAAUUCGUCAGCCUUAACUGCCAAAUCGAAUAGUCACAACAGCAAUAGAAUAAAAGCGGUUAAAAAAUUAAAUAAUUGCGACAGCUUAAAAGAACCGAUGAGUGUUCACAGCUCUACUGCAAACAAUGUAAAUUUGGUAGCCAUGCACAGACAAAUGUACCGAUCGAAUAUCAGCGUACCGAAUUAUCGUGAAAUAAUAGGUCCGGAUUGCGCGGAAGCAUUUUACAAUCCGAGACAGAGUAUAGUUGCUCGUAAAUUUUUCAAAAAACAAAGACGGAACAAAAGAAACGAUUUGGGUUUAAGACGAAGAGGAGAUGGAGGUGGCACGAGUGAGGGAGAAGCGUCACAGGCGAGGAGAACUUGGAGACCAAGUGCAGAAAGUGCCGUUUUCCUUUCUUCGGAUAUGGAAAACGUAAACGAAAAAGGCGACGGAAAUCAUUUUGUUUACAAAUGUAAAUUAAAUUCCGGAAACAAUCAUUUACCGAACGAAAGGAUAAAAAAGAGUGUUUCCUCAAAGAAAAAUAACGGAGAACUAAUGAUGUCCGAUAGCGAUGGGGAGAAUAAAAUACCAUUGGAUAGAUUGGUGAUUGGUGCCGAAGAAGAAAUGGGUGGUAAAUUGCCCGUGGUAAAAACCAACAACGGUCACGUUUCCUCCUACGACUGUUGCCUGAGUCGAGUGGAUGAAUUGUCCGCAUCGGAAGACAUGACAUUUUCUCCCGCGAUAUCAAAAGAUGCCGACAAGGAACUCCUGUCGGAAAAUUCCGCGGUCGGUCACAGUCCGUGUUGCGAUUGUAACGACCUGAAUAAUUUAUCAAACUAUCGCAACGUCGAACUUCAAUGCAGUCUGGGAGAAAACAGUUGUUCGGAUAUCAAUUCCGAGAUGAAUUAUUGCGAAUGCGGCGUAAACGUGGAUUCUCAUUAUGCAGACGACAACGGUUAUAAUUUUUCGGAUAAAUGCAACAACGUUCGCCAUUCGAACGAACAUGAUAAUGAUGAUAAUUCAAUGAUAUCGACAGACGACGUUUUAAAUUGCGAUUCUUUUAAUAAAAAAAUAGACGAAUUUAAUUUAAAUACGGAUUCGCAACGAUUCGAUGAUGAAUUAUUACUUUAUAAUAAGACUGAUAGCUCUUUAAAUUUAAAUAACUCAGCACGACAAUGUACAAAUGUAUUAAAUACACAAAUAAAUAAUUGUAAUUCAGUUAAAAAUAUGUCGAUUCAAUCAGAAUGUGAAAAUGAAAAAGAAUCGUUGAUUAAUUUUAACGAAAUAAAUGAUAAAACUAAAAAAGAAACAAGCGUUUAA